This is a messenger RNA of Amborella trichopoda, 2121 nucleotides long. RefSeq names its product protein LIGHT-DEPENDENT SHORT HYPOCOTYLS 5. The record is from RefSeq and is a predicted model, not a curated record. Gene Ontology annotation, cellular component: nucleus. Gene Ontology annotation, biological process: response to light stimulus; mRNA transcription. NCBI's taxonomy places the organism in Eukaryota, Viridiplantae, Streptophyta, Magnoliopsida, Amborellales, Amborellaceae.
CUUUCUCUCUCUACUUUCUCUCUCUACUCGGUGGGAGGUCUCUUACACCAGGCCGGGCCACCCCUUGCCUCCCAUUAUAUAUACAUAUAUCUUCCUGCAUAUAUAUCUUUGUUAUUUCCUCGCCCAAUCCCACCUCACCACCAUUGUUAUCCAGAGUUUCUCUCUGUGUCUCACCAUUGCAUCACUCAGCUUCCCCAUUACCUGCAAUUCCUCCCUUCCUUUCCCCUUGGCACCUGCUAAACCUUCUCUGUCUCUCUAGAUUUGAGACUCUCUCUCUCUCUCUCUCUCAGUGGGCACCAACCUCUCAUCCAAAGGAGCUCUCUCUCUCAGAGAGAGCAAUAUCUCUCUCUCAGAGAACCUCCCUCUCUCUCAAACACACACACACCAGACGCUUUCUCUCUAAGCAGCUUAGACUUUCUUUCUCUCUCUCUCUCUCUCUCUCUCUCUCUGUCAAAGAUCACUACAAGUUCUUUUUCUCUUAACGAUCCGCGUCUCUCUCUCUCUCUUUGAACCUGUCUCAUCCUCUCUUAUGAUCUAAGAGAGAGACACUUACACUCUCUCCCAUUGAAGCUUAGACUGUCUCCCUCCCUUGCUCUCUUUCUCUCUAUCUCUCUCUCUAUAUAUAGAACACUUCCAGUCUCUCUCUCUCUCUCUAGAACACCUCCAGUUUUACCCAGGGCAGAGUUCAUCAUGGACUUCAAGUGAAUAAGCCUACAACUCCAACACACCGGAAGAAACUAUAGAAAACGCCCCGAAGGCCACUUUGUUCACCAUCGCCUGAGUUUCAGUACCCAAAACCCUACAACAAGACCUAAACUAGUUACCAGAAAUCUCCAUUAGUACAGCACCCCAAAACCUACAAACCUAGAUUACCCUAAAAUUCCACCAAAUUCAUGCCACUGCGCAAGUCGUUAGCCCCCCCAAUCCUCACCCCUUGCUAUACAAGUGUAAACACCAUUACCCCAAAAACAUUAAAACCCUAGGAAUCCCAAGAUCCCACAAAAUUCAAGGAAAUAACACCUUCUGAUCCCCAAACCCUAGAUCGCCAAAGUUUCCAACAAAUUCAAUUCAUUAGACCAGGCUUUUAGCCCCCAAAACCCUCCCGAAGAAACCCAUAAAAAACCUGAAGUUCCCAUGGCUGCAGUUGCCGCCGCCGCCGCUGGGGCUCUUGCUGCCAACAGCACUGACCCAGUCCCGACCCGUCGUGUCCCCGACAACUCGAGCCCCCCAUCGCGCUAUGAGUCUCAAAAGCGUCGUGACUGGAACACCUUUGGACAAUACCUGAAGAACCACCGUCCCCCUCUCGCCCUCUCUCGAUGCAGUGGAGCCCAUGUCCUCGAAUUCCUUCGAUACUUGGACCAAUUUGGCAAGACAAAGGUUCAUAUCAAUGGGUGCCCUUUCUUUGGUCACCCUCACCCUCCAGCCCCUUGCCCUUGCCCUCUAAAACAAGCUUGGGGUAGCCUUGAUGCCCUAAUUGGGAGGCUUCGGGCUGCCUUUGAGGAGAAUGGGGGCCAGCCUGAGGCUAACCCUUUUGGUGCAAGGGCAGUUAGGCUUUAUUUGAGGGAGGUGAGAGAAAUGCAAGCUAAGGCAAGGGGAAUUGCUUAUGAGAAGAAAAAGAGGAAGAGGCCUAACAAUAAGAUUGUGAACCCAGUGCAAGUCGGCUCGUCGGUGCAAGUGGGUUCACUGCAAGUGGCCGAGCCCAUGCCGAUGGUGGGUUCAGUGCACCAUGGGCUGGGGCAUGGUGGCCUGAUAAGUGCUCAAUUGGCUGAUCACUUGUUGCAAGGAUCUUGAAGUGGAUGAGGUUGGAAAGAGGGUUAUAUGGAAUUGUAAGUUUAAGAACUAUGUAUGUGAUUUUGGGGUUUGAGGUGGUGGUGGUGGAUUUGGUGAGAGAGAGAGAGAGGUUUGGUGGUAUGGUGAUGGUAUGGGGUUAGUUGAUGAUAAUUUUGGUUGUUAAUUGUUAGAGAAAGGUUUGGUGGUAUGGUGAUGGUAUGGGGUAGUUGAUGAUAAUUUUGGUUGUUAAUGGUUAGGGAGGUCUGGGUGUAUUUAGUAGGGAAUAGGAAUGUGUAUGAUGAUAAUGUCAUGUAUUGAUCUCUGUGUCUGUGAUUUCUCUCUUUCCAUGUG